AUGUCCUCAAGCCCUACGCUGGGAGCCUACUUCCACAACACUCCACCGGGCACUAUGCCUGCGGCCACCAGCACCCCUACUGAAGAUGUAAUGUCCGCCCCACGGCCCACACGGCUUGUCGAGGAGACCGACAUGGAGCUCCAGGUGGACUACAUUCGAUCAGGCGUUUUGGUAGAUUGGUUUGCCAUGCAUCGAGAUGUUCUUUGCGGAGACGGCACCAGGGAGAAGGAGAACGCCUGGUCCGACCUGUGGGAGCUCUUCGAGACUUGUAGGUGGCUGUGCGCCCGUUCUGAGACCUGGGAAGCUCGCUUCGGAACGAAUUUCAAGGAACUCCUCCGAGUCAGGGAACGGCUGGGGUUGCCAAACGAGUGGCAGGGCACGGUGUGGGUGUCAUCCGACGCCACCACUUCAGUGAUCGGAGCGGUCGAUUGGACCUUCAAAAUGGCCGCAAGAGCAGAAGUCUCCGACCUCGAACCGUGGUUGAAAGGGGUGGCAGAGCAAGAGAUGCAGGACGACGUCAACAUGCGGGCGCACAUCUCGGAGAUGUUGUCUCUGGUGGUGUUCAUGUGCGAGCGGGGGCCCGACUGGAAAGGAAAAGUGGCGCUCUACGCCGGGGACAAUUCGACCGUGAGGCAAUGGGUAUGCAAGAGGCAAAGUGGGUCACGAGCCGGCCGGUUGUUGGUCAGAGUCAUCAAUCUCUGUGAGAUGAACUAUGGGUUCACGUUGGUCGGGGCGUGGUGGAGGACUUACCACAACACGGACUCAGACUUCAUCACCAGGUGCGAGGAGGGGGAGUUCGUGAAGUUCCUGGAGCAGAAGGGGUGGACCAAUGUUGACCUCGGCCCAGCCAUCUUCCGUGCCAUCGAGGACACUGAACGAUUUGGACCCUGCUUCCUGUCAUGGAAGGACCCCGAAGAUCGCCAAACGAUGAUGCAGCUGAAGGAGCAAAGGCUCAAACGAUUUGUUGACCGCCCGGUGGGCAUCCCGUGGGAUCGUAUGGAGGUCGUCGAGCUGGCAUGCCAAGACCGAUGGGUGAGGGACUUCGACCUCCUGGAGAGCCAGCAUUGGGGAGAAGGACUCAGCAGGGUCAAGGUGGUGCUGGCUACGAUCCCCGUCGACUCGAAGGGCAUGGAGGAUGCGGGGCUAAAAACCAUCCAGUUCGAGUUCGUGUCCACGGAGUUAGGCGAAGUCCUGGCCCGCAGGACCCAGGAGGAGUGGGACCGCCUUAGGGCGGAAGGUCGCAACGAGGAGGAGAUCUACGAGCACGCCAACCGGGCAACAGGAGCCUUGGGAGGAGAGAUUCACGACAUGUCCAUGGCGAAACUACUGUGGCAUGGCUGCGAAAGUGGAAGAGGCUUCAGUUCGGGCCAGGGCUACGUGGAGACGGAGAUGGUCGCGAGUCGGACAACAGGUCGAGGAGUGGCUGGAAGAGAACAUCGCUGGGAGCAAAGCAGUGAGCACGCUCAAGAUGUACCAUCAGCUUGGGCGAAGUGGGAGGCUUGGGCAACUCGACAGGGGUGGGCAACGUGCUUCCUCAACAUCCGCGCGGACAAGCUCGAGAACGAGAAUCGCAUCCUCGCCUUCCUCGGCUACCUGGGAUGGUUGGGAUCUACAGCAGCUACCAUCAAGCAGGCCCUCUUCGCGGUGAAGGACGGGCACAAGCGAGGCGGAGCAGGUGACCGCACGGAAGGCAUGUUCAGGGUGUGGAUGCUGGUAGGGUCACUGGACCGUCAUGUGGACCGAAAACCUCGCAGGUUGGGAGUGACCCCAGGCAUGUUGGUCUGGAUCGGGAAGCACCUAUGCGAGGACGAUCUGUUUGGCGAGGACAAGGUCGACAAGGCGAUGGUUCAGGCCGCAUUACUGGUGGCCUGGUUCUUCAUGCUGCGAGCCAAGGACUCCGUGGCAAGUCAGACCCGGAAACCUUCGGCCAGCGGUGAGAUCGAGCUGGUCAAGCGCAUGGGAAGGUGGAGCAGCUCAGCAGUCCAAAGAUACUUCUAUGACGGAGGAGAGGUGUUGAAACAGCUUUCUGGCAAGAUGGCCCGGGUCAGCCAGACAAUUCACUACACGUGA
Durusdinium trenchii is the source of this 2070-nucleotide messenger RNA. The record is from the annotation of a GenBank genome assembly. Lineage: Eukaryota; Dinophyceae; Suessiales; Symbiodiniaceae.